AUGGAUAACAAUAACAAUAAUAAUAACAAUUUAAGUAGAGGAAGUAGUAGUGGUAGUCUAGGAAGUAGUGGUAGUGGAUUGCACAGUAAUCAUGGUAGCAGUAACAAUCUGAGAAAGAAUGAGAGUGAAGUAGAUCUCUUUGCGAUAACAUCGAAUCUCAAUACACAUUCAUCGGUAACUCAACUGUUGGCUGCUCGUAAACCAAAUAAAACAUAUCUAUCUGAGAAAACACCAGAAGAAUUGAGUAAAGAAUCAAGAAUCAUUGAAAGUAUAGAUAAAGAGUAUUUCACAGAUGAUUUCAAUGUCGGAAGUCUAUUGGAUUCCAUCGGUGCGGACGGAGGUAUCGAUAUGAUAGAUCAACUAUCGGUAAAGAUCUAUGGAUAUCACGAAGCAGUUGACUCGAGAUUCAAUAACUUGAUUAUGAAAAGCUAUAAUGGUUUUGUUGAAGGAAUGUCACAGGUUUAUGAGAUUGAACAGGAUCUUACACACUCUGCGGUGAUGUGUAAGUCUGGUAAGACAUAUCUCGAUGAAGUACAAAAGAGUUUGACUGCAUUUGGAUUCAUUCUGCUGCAGAAACACAGAAAGAAACAGAUCUAUCAAUACAUCCUGAGAGAGUUGGAGAGAAUCAGAGAUAUCAACGAAGCAGGAAGAAAGAUCGAUCGGCUAUUGAAUCAACACGACUUUCCAAAUGCAAUUCAAUUGGCAUCCAAUAUCUCCAAUAUGAUAAUAUCAUCCACUCACUAUGAAUGUAUAUCUAAUAUAACUGCUGGUUUUGAGUCAUCUACACAAUUGAUUUUAGACAAGAUAGAUUCAUCAUUCACAGAGAUAUGUCAUAUGUUUAAUGAAGAUACUUUCGAGAGUGUUAUACAUGGAUACAUUCAUCUCAAACAGAAACAACGAUUAAAAGAUAAGAUAUUCCAGAAUUUCAUAACAAACAUAGAUGAUCAUACAAAGAGGAUAUUGAAAACACAUCUUUACAAUACCACUGCAAAUCCUGAAGAAUUUAAAACUAUGAUGUUUGCAGAUAUGUGUAGAUGUGUAAAAGAAGAUCAAUAUGUAAAUGUAUUAUUAGGUAUUCUCGAACAUCUAUCUGACUUGAUGUCAUCACACUAUCAAAUGAGAAUGUGGAUAUUAGAUACAUUACAUAAGAAUCCUGAUUCUCCAGAUAAAGAUUUUUAUAUCGAUAUACACAAGUUGUUGUUCAACUUUAAAAAGAAUAUGUGGAAUACAAUACAGAAACAAGUUAAACUGCUAUUAGGAUCAUGUAGUCCUUCUUUUAAGAUAGAAGAAUUCUUAAAGGUUUUAGAAUCUACGAAUCAGUUUAUAGAGGUUGGACAUGAGUUUUUAAAUUCUACAGAGGAUUCUAAUUUGUUAAAGACUACGAUUAAGGAGCAAUCGUUUGCAUACUUUGAACAUUUCCACAAGCAGAGAAUAGAGGAUCUUAGGAUUAUGUUGGAGAAUGAAAUGUGGCACAAGGUUCCGCUACCGAAUGACUUUACCGUUAUGAAUAUAGCAGAGUUUGGAAGUGUAAUUAAUUCGAUGAAAGCUUUGAUUGGCGAUACCGCUACAGCCGACGGUAGUAGUGGUAAACAAGCAGCAGCGACAACACCGUUGAUUUCACCGUUUUUAAUUAUGAAUGCAGAGAAUACCAUUAAUUUAGAUCCCGAAGUACAUAGAUCAGCUUAUUUCGAACGUUACAAAGUAGAUGGCAAUCCAUUCCAUGUUACGGAGGGAAGAAAGACACUAUCAGAGGCUGCCGGUGAUAACCUAAAGAAUAGCAGUCGAAACGGAAGUGCCGCCGACCAGAACGGAGAUCUCAGCAACACAAACUCACCGCUGUUAUCAUCGACAACCAUCAAUGUUAUUCGUCUCAUCGGAAAGUACCUACAGAUGAUGAAGAUCCUCAAGCAACUCUCCUAUCCAAUCUUCACAGCCAUCUCACAACUACUGGAAUACUAUGUCUACACGGUGUUUACAUUCUUUGGUGAAUGUACAAAUUCCGAUGUUUUUGAUAAUGCUGAGAUAUCAAAUGUGAGUCCAAUUUUAAAGAAAACAAUGCAACGAUUGAAAGCCAAGUUUGUUGGAGUACCAACUACCAAUACAUCAUCAUUACUAUCGACAACACAUCUAUUCCAAUCUAAACUUACAUCAUCACCUAUUUCACUACGUGUUUCAUCGGAUAACAGUAAAUCACCACCUACACUUGCACUUCAAAAAGAAAGCAAUAACGACGAUGCCAUUUCUAUCCAAUGGGUAUUACCGAAAGUAUCGGAAUUGGUAGAUCUGACAAACCCAAAGACACUCUAUGGUUUAGAGUAUCGUGUCAUCGGUUUGGAAUCAAUGAUGUUCUUAGUAGAUGCAAUCAUGCAAGCCAGUCCACUCGUAAUGAAUCUAAUUCCAGAGGAAAAGAAACAAUCUAUAUCGAUAUUCUAUUCGGAUACAGUUAGUGUUGUAAGUGCACUAAGAAAUGUUUGCUAUAAAAACAUUGCUUCACAAAUAUUAAACUUCGAUCAAUUAAAUGUAUCGAUUUCAAGUAUGAGAUGGGAAUUAAAAGAUGCACCACCCGAUCCAAGUCCCUAUUGGAUCGCUAACACAAAAGGUUACGAAUUUGCUCUGGGUCAAUACGAUUACGUUCUUGAUGGAUUCACUGAUAGAUGCGUAUUCAAAGAUCAAAAAGUCAAUACAAUGGUUGUAAAAGAGAAAUCUACAAACAAUAAUAAUAACAAUAAUAAUGAAUAUGAAGAUAAUGAUAGUGAUACAAGUGAACCAACUGAUUAUACAGGAUUUCAAUUGAUACCGGAUCAUGAUGAUGCAGCAUCUGAAGUGGAUGAUGAUAAUAACGAUGAUCAACACUAUGAAACAGCAGCUAGAUCCAGAGAAGAAGAGAUUAGAAGACAAAUCGAAUUGAAUAAUCAAUUCCUCAAUGAAGAGUUUACAGAUUUCACAUCACAUUCAAAUGAUUUUCAUGAUACCAAUCAGUUUGGCAAUGACGACGGUGGAUUCAGCGAUCUCAAAGUAAACACAAACAAUCUUUUAUUUAGCGAUGUCGAUUAUUUCCCAAGUAAUAAAGAUGAUCCUUUUUCAACAACAGAUAAUAACAAUAACAAUAAUAAUAACAAUAGCAACAAUAAUAAGGUAGAGGAUAAUAAUAAAGAUAAACCAAUAGAAUAUUGUGAAAGAAAUGAAAAAGGACAUUUGGUUUUAAGUAAAGAUAAACUAAUCCCACCUGAUCAUGCCGAUGUAAUAAGAGAAUGUAUGAAGAAUAUAAAGAUUGAUUAUAGACCAAUGUGGUCACAUCUUGUACCUGAAGAAAAGUGGAUAACAAACUUAAAAGAUAAAACAUCAAAAUAA
Heterostelium album PN500 is the source of this 3351-nucleotide messenger RNA. RefSeq lists its product as uncharacterized. The coding region runs from base 1 to 3351 and encodes 1116 amino acids. The transcript has 14 exons. The record is from RefSeq and is a predicted model, not a curated record. Gene Ontology annotation, molecular function: SNARE binding. NCBI's taxonomy places the organism in Eukaryota, Evosea, Eumycetozoa, Acytosteliales, Acytosteliaceae. Gene Ontology annotation, cellular component: EARP complex. Gene Ontology annotation, biological process: endocytic recycling; retrograde transport, endosome to Golgi.